AUGUCUUCUGGUGCAGAGGCCCUCCGGUCUAUUCCGGAGUUCCCGGCUUUCUGCAAUGCUCUGCAGCAUGCUCUGCGGGUCGCCGCGCUCGUCACUGCCGACGCGGACGAUGGAACGCCCGGCGUGUUCGCCAUGUUCCAGGCGGCCUCGCUUCUGACCCAGAUCUCCAGUCAGGUGGCUUCUGCGAAGCUGGCGGAGGCCAUAGCACCCAUCCGGGCCAAGCAGGACUUCUGGAGCCUGCUGGACAACUCGACGGCAAUGCAUGCGCUGAUCAGCAUGCUGGGCACGGUGUGGCUGGCCUUCGCCCACUUGCGUAGGCACACCAUGCUCCUGGCGGUCAUGGCGCUGCUGUCCAUUGCCGCCUCGCCGGUGACACUGGCCUUGGGGUGGCCUGAGGCCUGCAAGCUACUGGGUAUGCCGACCAGCGAAGCGAGCCCGCAGCGAGGGCUACUGCGGUUCACCUCCGUCCUCUAUGCGGGAACCGCGGGAGCCACACUUCUUUCAGGAGGCACUGUGGGCAUGAUCUCCGCGAUGCUGGUGGUGCAGCUUCUGGCGAGGAUCCACGGAACCGAAGCCUUUGCCAGCCUCUUCACCUGA
This is a messenger RNA of Symbiodinium natans, 597 nucleotides long. NCBI's taxonomy places the organism in Eukaryota, Dinophyceae, Suessiales, Symbiodiniaceae. The record is from the annotation of a GenBank genome assembly.